This is a messenger RNA of Closterium sp. NIES-67, 3658 nucleotides long. The record is from the annotation of a GenBank genome assembly. Lineage: Eukaryota; Viridiplantae; Streptophyta; Zygnematophyceae; Desmidiales; Closteriaceae.
UAGCAGCGAAAGCGGGCGAAAUACCAAUUCGACAGAAGCCCCCGCGGCUCGAAAAAGUGGCGUGCCUCUCUCGGACUCAGGCUGUAGCAGGAUUCAGAGUCCUGGAGCCCUAUCUUUGGACUAGGCGAGUCGAUUCGAGGAGUCAUUUGGUCCACGAGUCGAGUCUUGGAGCCCUCUCGUCCACAGCUUGCCUUUCAAUGCAUACGACGGGGGAAGGUGGAACCACGUCGGACUUAGUCCUCUGAUGCCUGGGAGGAUACCUUCUACCUAAAGGAGCGAUUCGCCUCAAACGAAUGCCACGUGGGCCUCGUACCUGGCAUCUUCAGAACCGUUGCUGUUCCGUCUUCCCUUUCCAGUGGGGCUGAGGGCGAGUGUGACACAAGAGGCUAGGGCACUGGGAUUCCCGAGAAUAGGUCGAGGCGAUUCCCCCUUAGCUCUCUCAGCGGCCGGUACGACGGUCUCAGACGCUUGCAUUAGCAGCAGGGAGCGGAUUCUCCGUCGCCUCGGUUCGACUCAUGACCAUGGCGGGACCUCUGCUGCUGCGGCGUGCAGCAUUGGCCGUCCUGGUGCUAUUCUCGCUCCUCUCCGUGUUGCUGGCUGAAGAAGGUGAUUCGUCGGCGAGCAGCAAUGCUGGCACGGGGUCCGCCAGCGCCCACCCAGUGUACCUGGUGCAUCUGAGGGCGGCGGCUGUAGCGAGCUACCGAGGCGGCGUGGAAGGGCUGCCUGCUACAGUCGCAGCUCAAGCUGACCCUGACACCACUGGUGCUGGUGGCGCCAGCAGUGGCAGUGGCGCAUCCUCUCUCUCCCAGCCAGGCCACUCGAGACAGUCAAGCUUUGGUAGCGGUGGUAGCCACGGCCCCAGCCGCGUGCGUCUGCCGCGCGUGGACAUGCAUUCUGCUGCAGUGAAGAGCUACAUGGGGUACCUGGAGUUCCUACAGGCGCGAGUCAUGGAGGAUGCUGCCGUGGACCCGUCCAGCGUACUGCACAGCUACAAGGUGGUGAGCAGCGGCUUUGCAGCAGCGCUCUCGCCGUCUCAGCUGCAGCAGCUACAGCAACACCCGGCUGUAGUGGCCGUGCACAGGAGCAGCACGAUUCACAUGCUCUCCACCCGCCCCUCGACCUCCGUUGACUGGCUUGACUCGGUUGACUCGGGAAAUCUGGCCGGAUCCGCCAAUCAGACUCGUCACCGCCGUGGGCUGAAGGGUCUGCAGGGCCGACGGGGGUUGCUGCAUGUGCAGCGGCAGCAGCAGGCGCAGCAGCAAGCGCUGCAGCAGCAGCAACAGCAAGAGGGUGCGCAGGUGCAGGGAGAUGGUAUGGUGGUUGGAGUGGUGGAUUCGGGCAUUUGGCCCGAGCACCCUUCCUUCUCGGACAAGCUCAUCAGCCCGCCCCUCUCCGCGCCUCCAUCCUCCUGGAAGGGCAGGUGCGAGCCCACCAAGGACUUCCCCUCGUCUGCUUGCAACCGCAAGCUCAUCGGGGCGAGGGUCUUCUACCAGGGCUUUCAGGAGGAGGUUGGGACGAAGGACUGGGACCUCAAGGGCGACUGGCUCUCGCCCCGGGACAGCACUGGCACCGGCACGUGGCUCGCAGGGUUCAGAGUUCAAUCCCCACUGCUGCUGCUGCAUUCAGGGCCGGCAGCAGGCAGUGCCAACGUCCCCACGGCUCCUGUCUUCGGCUCCUCCAUCGGCCGUCUCUCUGGUGUGGCCCCUCGGGCACACCUGGCGGUCUACAAGACGUUUUGGAAAAGCAAGGCUCUUGGCUGGAAUGUUUGCAGUACGUUGGAUAUAGCGGCAGCGGUGGAGGCCGCUACAGCCGAUGGUGUGCACGUGCUGCUGGUGGCUUUGAUUUGGGACCCUUCGGCCACUUACUUUGAAAGCUUGCACUAUUUGAAUGCGCAUCUGGCCGGAGUGACAGUGGUGUUCAUGGCAGGGGAUUACGGCCCGCCCUCCAGGAACUCUCGGGAGUAUCAAAACGUAGGGAACUACAAUCCCUUCGGCCUCACUGUCGGCGCCAGCUCCACGAGCCAGCGGUAUUUCACAACGGUGACACUCGGUAACGGGACGGUGCUGCAGGGCCGGGGCAUGGGGGGAGGAACCAUCAAGCCCAAGCUGCCUGUUGUGGCGGGGGCAGCCGCUCCUGGGAAUGUUGCUGCUGCUCCCUACUGCGAGCCGGGGUCCCUGAACAAGGGCGUGAAGGGCAAGGUGGUUGUGUGCAUUGGCGGGUGGGUUCUGGUAGUCGACAUGGUGCAAGAGGUGCUGGCCAAGAAAAGCGCGGGGAUCAUUCUGCUGGCGGACAAUCUGGUGGGAAAUGAUGCUCUGAUACCAUACGACGCACGCCUGCCCGUGGUGCUGCUGCUGGGGAGCGAGCGGAGCACACUGCAGGAGUAUAUCGGUGGAACGGCCAGUCCCAAGGUCACCAUUGCCCAGCGAGCCACCUCCGGCGCUGGCGAAGCCCCCGCCAUGUUCUUCACCUCAUCCACAGGCCCCGUCACCGACCCCUCGCUCACACCCGAACCUGCCGCCCCCACCAACGACAUUCUCAAGCCGGACCUCAUCGCCCCGGGUGUGUGCCUCUUUGGGGCUGCUCCCGGCACCGUGGCCAAAGCCAAGAUGAAAAGCGCAGCAGUAGCUAUGGCUUCGGGUACAGGUGUCGCUGCGUCGAUCACUGCUGGGAUUGCUGCUCUGGUGAUGCAGAGUAACCCCGCUUGGACCCCCGCGGAAGUGAUGUCAGCCAUGCAGACCACUGCUGAUACUGUCAGUAAUAAGGGGGGACCUAUCAAGGAUGCGUAUGGCGCGGAUGCCACCCCGUGGGCUAUGGGCCAGGGGCAUGUGAGUGCUGCGAAGAUGGUAGAUCCGGGGUUGGUCUACCCGGCCAACAGCGAGGAUUUUUACAAUUUUCUGGCGGGGCAGGAUGCGACGGAAGCAGCGCAAGUCAAGCCCGCGGAUCUCACUCUGGCGCCGAUUCCCGCGUAUAAUCUGAACCGGGCGUCGAUCUCGGUGUCGCGGCUUCAGGGCAGUGUGAUUGUGAAGAGGCGGGUGACUAAUGUGGGCGGCGUGAAAGCAACGUAUACUGCGGCUGUCGUGGCGCCGAGUGGGGUUGACGUGACGGUUCAGCCGAGCACGUUUGACAUCGAGCCGGCGGCGACAGUGAGCUUUACUGUGACUUUAACGCCCACGGCUGUUUCUGAGGAAUUUGUGUUUGGGAGCCUGACGUGGGAGGAUGGGACGGGGCACUCUGUGAGGUCGGUGAUCGCGGUUCAGCCUCUUGCGUUGCCGGCUUGAAGCCGCCCAAGUCCCUCCCAAGUUGCAAGGCGCGAGUGCUUGAACCAGGGUGCAUGCAUGUAUCUGUUAAGCUAAGGUAGGUAGCUAGGAAGCCAUGGAAAUGGCGUGAGGUUUAGCUAGGGGAAAGUUACGAGAGGAAAGAGAGAAACACUAGGAAGAGAGAGGCAUACAAGGAGGGAGUUGUACCCUCUACAGUAGAGUUCGGUAACCUACCAAGCCUACCAAUUACAUAACACAAUAUAUAAUUUAACAGUAUCAUGUACUCGGCAGGUAAGAGCUUCUUGCAUGGUGCUGUGAGAGGGCAGUGGCGCUUUGGUGGUCUGCUUUGGGCCCGUUAGUGCCACAUUAUUGUUGCUUGAGUGUGGAUUUGUGAUUGUGAU